AUGCAGAAGCCGAAGGCUGGAAAGGGGGGCCGCAAGACUGGACGUACCGGGUAUGCGCGCCGUCAGUUACGCAAGAAGUUGUUGGCUUCCGGGGACAUCUGCGAAUAUGACCUCAAGUUGGUGAUGCGCCGCACCACCCUUGAUAGCAUUCGCACACCCGCUAUCACAGCCAACGAGUAUCGGAUAUGGGACGACUAUUGCAUCAAACACAAGGAGUGGGGCACGGACAGGUACAAGUCGUUCUUGUUCGAGGAGAAAGAGCGCCUAGAGUUGGAAGCUUGCGAGCUCCUUACUCAACCCCGUGCGUCUACGGGUUCAGCGGACGAGGAGGGGCCCGAGCACGAGCAGGGCAUCCGUUCUUUCCACGCGCUGCGCAGGCUGGUGGCAAUCGUGCUGCAAGAACGCGACAUGCUCGACAUGACCUGCGAGCAGCUCCAGGGAAUAGGAUACGACGGCACCUUCAUCGCGCUCGGUCGGUGCAUCGUCAAAUCAGCGUUUCGCGCAGAGGCAGGCUGGUAUACCGAGAAAGAGCUUUUGAGGUAUCGAGGGUUGGCGCCGAUAGAUACGGACUCCGAGUUUGACUCAGACACGGGCUCGUCUGAGGCGGACGCCGCUGACAACGUUGGCUUCAGUAUCUACAAGAAGUCGGUGCUUCAACUCGUCAUUGCGACCACCAUAUCAAGAGGAUACGUAUUCCAGAUGGAGAUGACGGUACGCGCCAAGGCGUUGGGGUGCGCCGUCGGCGAGGCGCCCGUCACCUUUGUCGACCGUAUCUUCGGAGAGAGCAAGUUGGGGGCGGACUAG
Peniophora sp. CBMAI 1063 is the source of this 804-nucleotide messenger RNA. The record is from the annotation of a GenBank genome assembly. Lineage: Eukaryota; Fungi; Basidiomycota; Agaricomycetes; Russulales; Peniophoraceae.